Molecule: messenger RNA, 870 nt
Organism: Oppiella nova
Lineage: Eukaryota; Metazoa; Arthropoda; Arachnida; Sarcoptiformes; Oppiidae
Source: the annotation of a GenBank genome assembly
AUGACUCCUUUAAUACUGGAAUGGGUGGACACUAUGAACGACAACAUCGACAAAAUCAUUGCCAAAAGUAAUGGCAAACUCUCCGCACUGGUAGACGUGAAACAAAUUACCGGAGCCUAUGUUAUGGAGUCUAUAAUACAGGUGGCAUUCGGCCGGAAAGUGUCGGCUCUGAUUGAACCAAACAACCCUAUUAUAGAAAACGCCCGUAAAUUGUUUAAUACGAGUUUAUUGACCAUGGUAAAAUUUUUGAUCAUACUAAUGACACCAAAUGUGGCCAAAGUGUUGAGGGUAUCGACGUUUAAUAGAGAAGUUAUGGAUUUCUUUCGCGACUUUACACUCAUUUUAAUCGGCGAUAGGAAACAUGUUUUGGAAACCGGAAGUCCUGUAAAAAGGGUAGACUUUUUGCAAUUUCUGUUGGAUUCCAUUAAAAAUAAUAAUAAUAAGGCUAUCGAUGGGUCAGAAAAAUAUACGGAUACUCAGAGUGCAGAGAAAUAUCAGGAAAUACAGGCCACGGAUGAUAUGACGGAUAAAAGCCAUACAAACGACGAGCUUAUGUCCCAAUGUGUGCUGUUUUUAAUGGCCGGGUAUGAGAGCACCGCCAACACCCUAUCCAUGUGUCUCUACAAUAUCGCUAAACACCCGGACAAAUCAGGUGACGAUUCGUACGAAGCGUUUUACGCAUUGAAAUACAUGGACGCAGUCAUCGACGAAACCCUACGGCUAUUCCCGGCGGCCAUAUUCAUAGAGAGGAUUCCCUCCGAGAACUAUGAGCUAAAGGGCACCGGAAUUACCAUCAAAAAGGAUCACUCGGUGCACAUCCCAAUCUAUGCCAUGCAUAGAGACCCGGCUAACUUUGUCGAUCCAGAUCCA